UUUCGCUACUAACCAUAGAACCCAAAUAAUCCUAAAUAUUGUUGGCGAAUUCACUAGUCGAGCGUUAUGUAGUGUUACCUCAAUCAGUUACCACUGACCUAAUAAACACCUUUGAGUUUUAAAUGUUUCUGUUUCUUAAUACAGAACUGAUUAGCAUGCCUCAUAUUUGCCAGUGUUUAAAAUUUAAAGAUUUCUUCCUUAUUUUCAGGCAGUAACACUCCAUACAGACUUGGGAGAUUUAAAAGUGGAGUUAUUUUGUAUGCAGGCGCCCCUUGCUUCAGAGUCUUCUUCAAUAGUUUUUCUGUAGUACAAGUUGGCGGCUAUGCUACUUGAUUCGGCAGCAUACAGGAGUUUAGCUAGGAGAAGUAUCUUACUGACCUGUUCACCAGCGAGCGUCCCUCACAUAAUUGAUACGUUUUUGAAGAUAGGAGGGUCACUAAGCCGUACUGUAUACUGGCCACUACAGAGUCAAACACAGCCGGUCGGUACUCUGUUGAUUCAAACUCCGUCUUCUGAAUCUUUGCAAUAUACUUUGCAUAAAAUUCCAUCAUUUCACUCUAUAUAUUGUGCCAUGAAUUCAGGAGAUGUAAAGAGUUGUUUCAGGCUCCCAAUAUUUCGCACCAACUCCAAUCCAUCGAUUUGGCCAGUUGAAAACAACAAAAAGUAUCUAUCUUAUCAAUACCCCAGUAAAUUAUAUGCAAAAGCAAAUCUUUCUGUUCGUCCACCUCUCCCGUCCUCCAAAGAACUAACCAGUGUACUUAUGUCUUGUCAAUCGUUUGAUGAUCAAGUUUCCACUUUUUAUAACCUCACUCGUUUAAAUGAACAGGAUAUUCUAGCCAGAUUUGUUCUGUGUGAUAGUAUUGAAGAAAUCCUGAGUUUCAUAUUCCGUGGGGCACAAGUUUCAAUAUAUGGCUCGAAUUUUUUAGCAUUAUGUGCUUCGGAUUAUUAUAAAGGCUGCAUAUUUCACCGUAAUAUCAAAGGGUUUAUAGUACAGACUGGGGAUCCUACUGGAACUGGAAAAAAUGGGCAAAGUAUUUGGCAAAAACGAUUCAAAGAUGAAUUUCAUGACUCAUUAAGGCAUAACGCUCGAGGAAUUAUAUCUAUGGCUAAUAAUGGUCCAGAUUCCAAUGGUUCCCAGUUUUUUAUUACGUACAGUAAACAAACCAUGUUAGAUAUGAAGUACUCAGUUUUCGGAAAAGUUAUUGAUGGAUGGGAUGUUUUGGAUGAAUUGGAACGUGCCCCUGUUGAAGAAAAAACUUACAGACCCUUAACAGAUAUUCAUAUACAAAAUAUAACAAUCCAUGCUAAUCCAUUUGCGGAACAAUAGUAUCUUGAUGUUUAUUCUGUAAUUUUGUAAAUAUGUGCUCUGUUCGAUUAUAAAUAUAUGUGUAUAUUUGUACUG
Molecule: messenger RNA, 1402 nt
Organism: Schistosoma turkestanicum
Lineage: Eukaryota; Metazoa; Platyhelminthes; Trematoda; Strigeidida; Schistosomatidae
Source: the annotation of a GenBank genome assembly